CUCACGAGCUAACAGAGACGGCCGCAGGCUUCUGUUGGAACCCUGUCCAGGACUUGGGGAUCAGUAAAGUUCGAGGUGACCUGAGAUGUCCGGCUCAUGGACAGCCAACCGCGAGUCCCACCUUACAGGUCCGAACCACAACCCAGAGUCAUGCCGCCCGACUUCAAGAUGGCGUCCACGACGACUGCCAGUUGCCAAGAUGGCGGCGCGGGAUCGCGCUCGCGCUCGCGCUCCCGGCUCCCCUCCCCCAGGCUUCUCGGGGGUUGGGAGCGCAACGAGCAGAGCAGUGCGCCGGUUGCCCAGCGGCCUGGGUGGUGGUCCCAGCAGCCGCCCGCCCCCCGCCAUGCGGCUCGUCGGCUUGUGGCAGCUUCUGCUGUGGGUGCUGGGGCCUGCUGCCUGCGGCCUGGAGGUUGCAGAGGAAAGCGGUCACUUGCCUCCGGACGAGCAGCCUGCACCCGCUCUGCAGGCGGGGGCCUCAGCAGGCGAGGAGCAGCCCUGGCGCGGCCCGGUGGACCAGGACAGGUCAGCAGGAGCCGCGGGCGCAGGGCUGUGUCUGGACGUGGAUGGCGAUCACGUGGUGAUGCUGUCCGUGAUCCCCGGGGAGGCCGAGGACAAGCUGGGCAGCGAGCCGAGCGGCGGCACGUGCGGGGUCGGAGGGGACAAGGACUCGAGCUGCAGCCUCCGAGAACACCUGUUCUCUCUGGAUGGUGCCGGGGCGAGCUUCCCGGACCGGGAAGAGGAGGACUACCCAGAGCCCGAAGUGGCCGACGCUGAGCCCACCCCGCCCGAGGACUCCAAUAACACCGAGAGUCUGAAAUCCCCCAAGGUGAACUGCGAGGAGAGAAACGUGACCGGGUUGGAGAACCACACACUGAAAAUAUUAAAUAUGUCACAGGACCUUAUGGAUUUUCUAAACCCAAACGGUAGUGACUGCACCCUAGUCCUGUUUUACACCCCAUGGUGCCGAUUUUCUGCCAGUUUGGCCCCUCAUUUUAAUUCUCUGCCCCGGGCAUUUCCAGCUCUUCAUUUUUUGGCACUGGACGCAUCUCAGCACAGCAGCCUUUCUACCAGGUUUGGCACCGUAGCUGUUCCUAACAUCUUGUUAUUUCAAGGAGCUAAACCGAUGGCUAGAUUUAAUCAUACAGACCGAACACUGGAAACACUGAAAGUCUUCAUUUUUAACCAGACAGGCAUAGAAGCCAAGAAAAAUGUGGUGGUAACUCAAGCUGACCAAAUAGGCCCUCUUCCCAGCACUUUGAUAAAAAGUGUGGACUGGCUGCUUGUAUUUUCCUUAUUCUUUUUAAUUAGUUUUAUUAUGUAUGCUACCAUUCGAACUGAGAGCAUUCGGUGGCUGAUUCCAGGACAAGAGCAGGAGCAUGCGGAGUAGCGACAGACUAAAAGGAGAAGUCGGAAUGAGGAAUUUCAGAAAUUAAUGCUCUACUUUCAUACAUUUUCUCCCGUGAAGAAACAACUUUCUCUCCUACAAUUUCAGGCAGAUUAAAAGAAUCAUGCAUUUGUUGAACUGUGAAA
Messenger RNA from Suricata suricatta (meerkat), 1530 nucleotides. It is a transcript of the gene TXNDC15, whose product is annotated as thioredoxin domain containing 15. Gene Ontology annotation, biological process: cilium assembly. The coding region runs from base 86 to 1387 and encodes 433 amino acids. The record is from RefSeq and is a predicted model, not a curated record. Lineage: Eukaryota; Metazoa; Chordata; Mammalia; Carnivora; Herpestidae. Gene Ontology annotation, cellular component: cilium. The transcript has 5 exons.